Panicum hallii is the source of this 3309-nucleotide messenger RNA. RefSeq names its product NAC domain-containing protein 86-like. The transcript has 12 exons. Lineage: Eukaryota; Viridiplantae; Streptophyta; Magnoliopsida; Poales; Poaceae. The record is from RefSeq and is a predicted model, not a curated record. Gene Ontology annotation, molecular function: DNA binding. The coding region runs from base 1010 to 3052 and encodes 680 amino acids. Gene Ontology annotation, biological process: regulation of DNA-templated transcription.
CCGCGCGCAUGCAUUGUUUGAUCUUGCCGCCCGCUUCUCCAGACCACCUGGCGCGCAGCCUCCGAGAGGCGAGAGCAACCUCCCUCUGAUGGCUCCCCACUUCAUCCAGCGGCGGAGCCAAGGUCCUCGGUUCCAGCAUCCGUGCAGUGUACGAUGGCACGAUGCUUAUCAAACUGAGCGUGGCAGCCAUAAUGUCACAGCAAACCGUUUGAUGGCUCCCAUACGCACAGGUUGAAGUACUUUGCUUGCCGCUUGCUGAGGCCACCCAUCUCUUGAUGGAUGACAAUGUGGGCACUCAAGUUGAUCAGUACGCAAUUUUUGUCUCUGGCAUCAUUGGGAAGAUACAUGAGCUGAUCUGCUGGGACCAGGUGAGCUGAACACUACUGUCGGCAUGCAUGCAGCCGUCGCCAGGAUCAGUAACAGCACUGUAUGCAUUGGUAAUUCGGCAGGCAUAUAUUCACUCUGGAACGCCGAGAGGCGAGAUCAGAAGUAGAAACAGGCAUCGAGGCAGGCAGGGUCCCCCGGCAAAUCUUCAUGGGGCCGCGUGUGUGAACGUGACUGACGUAAACCGUCAAAGGGAAGUCGCGGGAAAAAAAGUGGGGGAAUCGAGUACCAACCUUGGGCCCCUCACCCUUUCCAACGGGAGCUGACUAGGCAUCGCUCUGGUGGCCCACAAAGCAGCCAAUAGCAACCCUACACAAUCCUGCAGCUACAACAGCUCGCUUUGGCUGCCAAAGACAAGAAGAGAAGAUUGGGAUAUUUCUAUUCACCGAUAUAAAGCCAACUGACACAGGACACAACAGAAAAGCAAAAGCCAAAGUUUAAGAGGGAGACAGAGAGGUUUUUUACAUUAAUGGUAGCUGAUCAUUCAUUCAUAUAGAGCUAGUUGAGCAGGCUUGGUGUGGCUGUCCACAUUUUUGCUUCGGAUAGCCUUGCUGCCAGCCGCCUGCCAAGCUCUAAUAAGCACACUUUUGCUGUGGGAGUUUUGAGAGGAAGGGAAGAGGGAGCAAUGGCGCCCGUCAGUUUGCCUCCAGGUUUCAGGUUCCACCCCACUGAUGAGGAGCUCAUCAUCUACUACCUUAAGAGGAAAAUCAACGGGAAACAGAUAGAGCUCGAAAUCAUUCCGGAGGUUGAUCUUUACAAGUGCGAGCCCUGGGAUUUGCCAGAAAAAUCCUUCCUUCCAAGCAAAGACCUUGAAUGGUACUUCUUCAGCCCUCGAGACCGCAAGUACCCAAAUGGGUCAAGGACAAACCGUGCAACCAAAUCUGGAUACUGGAAGGCAACUGGGAAGGACAGAAAAGUGAACUCGCAUAGGCGUCCAGUUGGAAUGAAGAAGACGUUGGUGUACUAUCGUGGUCGAGCUCCACAUGGUUCUCGCACUGACUGGGUCAUGCACGAGUACCGCCUCGACGAGAGGGAAUGCGAGACUGAUACCGGCUUACAGGAUGCGUACGCAUUAUGCCGAGUGUUCAAGAAGACAGCACCUGGGCCAAAGAUCAUAGAGCAUUAUGGCGCCGUGCACCACCCCAUUGAGCAACCGCAGUGGAUGGCAAGUAGUGUCGACCGCUCCCCAACUCUGGACCUGUCCAGUGAUGUUAGGGGCGACGACUUCGAGAGCAGCAGUUUCUCAUUUCCGACCGAGGCGCCAAUGGACUCGAUGCAGCAUGGUGGGUUCGGGAUGCAGAUGAGCGCUGGUCACGAGGAUGGCAAAUGGAUGCAGUUCCUGAGUGAAGACGCCUUUAACGCCACCAAUCCUUUCUUCAUGAAUCCAGCUUCUUCCAACUUCUCGUGCCUCCCAUCCAAGGUCGAUGUCGCGCUGGAGUGUGCAAGGCUGCAGCACAGACUCUCCUUGCCUCCCCUGGAGGUGGAGGACUUUCCACAGGACGUCAGCCUCGACACAAAGACAAGCAUACUCCGCAGCAACCCCAACGAGGUUGACAUCCUUCAAGAGUUCCUCUCCGUCGCGUCGGCCUCGCAGGAGCUAAUCAACGGCACCAGCAACAGCUUCCCUGCAGAAAUGUGGCCAGGUGCUGGCACAAGCAGCAGCAGCAGUACCCACUACAUCAACGAGCUAUCCUCCCUCGUUGAGCUCGGGGUGAAGGCCAAACAAGAGGUGGACAAUUUCUACCAUAUGGGCUGCAUAGGUACGUCUGCAGGAUUCGCCUCGAAGUCAGUCCAUGUCGAUGAACCGGUUCGGUUGGUUGAGAUUGCUGACAUGGAGGAGGAGCUCAAGGAAGAGAAGAAGCAAGUGGAGAACCUUAGAGGAGUGAGGCUGCACAACAAUGACCUAGGAGAGAUUGUCGUAGAAGGAGACGAAAGCAAUCCAACAGAGUGCAUCACACAAUACCCCAUAUCAGACACUGCUGACAAUUCAGGAGAAGCCGGUCACCUGACCGAUCCCACUGACGCAGGAGGCCUAGACACUGCCCCCAUCUUCUCGCAAUCUCAACCUGACGACUUUGCUAUUGGCUUCGAUGACGUCAACCCUAACACAUCCUUCGACCUAUACGAGAAGGUUGACGUCAAGCAUGGGCUCUUCAUCUCGAGGGUCGGCGCGGCCAAGACAUUCUUCCACCGCGUUGAGCCGUCCAAGAAGGUCAGCUUCCACUUGAAUCCCCUAGCAAGCGACGUCAGCAAGGCGAUCGAGAAGCAGUUCCAUUUCCCCAUUAGUAGUGUUACGACCAAAGUUAGUGGCAGGGUUUCCAUUUUUAGCAAGUUCAAGGCGCUCAUCAGGGACAAGUUUCUGGUGACGAAGCCGUCAUCUUACCAAAGGUCCUUAUUAGGCAGCAAAGAAACAGCAACAGUGAGUGAGCUGCUGCAGAUUGUGUCGCUCCUCUUAACACCAAAGGAAGUAGCAGGCCCUACGACUACUGAGCAAGAGUUGGUCAAGAAGAAGGCGGAGAAGCCGGAAUUCGGUUGUGAAGGAAGUGAUCAUGCGUGGCUUGUUCCACUCUCCAAGAGGAGCAAAGGCAUUUCCAGCAUGUUUUUUAGUGGGAAAUGGGCAUUUCUGACAUCUGCAUUGGCCAUCCGCACUCCAGGGUGCAACCACUGAAAAGGUCUUUCUGAUCAUAACUCUCAUGUAAAAAGAUACGGCUCUUAUUAAUUAUGCUAGAGACGACUCGGUAACAGGUGCCUGGUGCAUGGAGGUUCAUAAUCUUCGUGCGUUCAUUAAUUAACUGGUGUAUUACUGGAGUAUGUAACCAUUAUUUUUCGUCCUUACGUGUAUUGACAUGUCUGAAGUCUAACCAUGUUGUAAUCAAAACAUUGUUUAUCAAUUGUAAGUGCACAUACACACACAUAUAUAUACAA